Molecule: messenger RNA, 4447 nt
Organism: Eptesicus fuscus (big brown bat)
Lineage: Eukaryota; Metazoa; Chordata; Mammalia; Chiroptera; Vespertilionidae
Gene: NEK10
Product: NIMA related kinase 10
Exons: 37
Coding region: 18-3542 (1174 amino acids)
Biological process (GO): protein phosphorylation
Molecular function (GO): protein serine/threonine kinase activity; ATP binding
Source: RefSeq, a predicted model, not a curated record
GGCGUUGACGUUUUACAAUGCCUGAUCAAGACAGAAAGGUGAAGACCACAGAAAAAUCAACCGAUAAAAAACAGCAAGGAAUCACCACCACCAGGGACUAUUCAGAUCUGAAAAGACUUCGGUGCCUUUUGAACGUCCAAUCAAGCAAACAACAGCUUCCAGCCAUUACCUUCGAUAGUGCCCAAAAUAGCAUGACGAAGUCUGAGCCCGCCAUCAAGGCGGGUGGACACAGAGCUCGAGGUCAGUGGCACGAGUCCACCGAAGCUGUUGAACUUGAAAAUUUUAGUAUAAACUACAAGAAUGAGAGGAAUUUCAGCAAACAUCCCCAGCAUCAACUAUUUCAGGAGAUCUUUACAGCGUUGGUGAAAAAUAGGCUCAUAUGCAGAGAGUGGGUUAAUCGAGCCCCAUCUAUUCACUUUCUGAGAGUGUUAAUCUGUCUGAGACUACUCAUGAGGGAUCCAUGUUACCAGGAAAUACUCUACAGCUUGGGUGGGAUUGAAAACCUAGCUCAGUACAUGGAGAUCGUGGCCACUGAGUACCUCAGCUACGGCGAGGAGCAGCACAGUGUGGGCAAGCUGGUCAACAUGACGUAUAUUUUUCAAAAGCUUGCUGCUGUCAAAGACCAAAGAGAAUGGGUCACCACAAGCGGCGCCCACAAGACAUUAGUAAAUUUACUCGGUGCCCGAGAUACCAGUGUUCUGUUGGGUGCCCUUCUGGCUCUGGCGAGUUUGGCUGAAAGCCCAGAAUGUAGGGAGAAGAUAAGUGAACUCAACGUUGUAGAAAAUCUGCUGAUGAUUUUACAUGAAUAUGACUUACUUUCCAAAAGGCUGACUGCGGAGCUGCUGCGCCUCCUCUGUGCCGAGCCCCAGGUGAAGGAGCAGGUGAAGCUCUACGAGGGGAUCCCCGUCCUCCUCAGCCUGCUCCACUCUGACCACCUGAAGCUGCUCUGGAGCGUGGUCUGGAUCCUGGUGCAGGUUUGCGAGGACCCCGAGACCAGUGUGGAAAUCCGCAUUUGGGGAGGCAUCAAGCAGCUGCUUCAUAUUUUACGAGGAGAUAGGAAUUUUGUUUCUGACCGCUCUUCCAUCGGAAGCCUGUCCAGUGCGAAUGCGGCAGGCCGCAUCCAGCAGCUCCAUUUGUCAGAAGAUUUGAGCCCUCGGGAAAUACAAGAAAAUACGUUCUCUCUUCAAGCAGCCUGCUGUGCUGCCCUCACCGAGCUGGUGCUCAACGACACCAACGCCCACCAGGUGGUUCAGGAGAAUGGUGUGUACACCAUAGCAAAAUUGAUUUUACCGAACAAACAAAAGAAUGCAGCAAAAACUAAUCUACUACAGUGUUAUGCUUUCAGAGCCUUGAGGUUUCUCUUCAGUAUGGAAAGAAACAGGCCGCUCUUCAAAAGACUUUUUCCCACCGACUUGUUUGAGAUCUUCAUUGACAUAGGACAUUACGUGCGUGAUAUCAGUGCUUAUGAAGAAUUGGUCUCAAAGUUGAAUUUAUUAGUGGAGGAUGAACUGAUGCAAAUUGCUGAAAAUAUUGAAAGUAUUAAUCAGAAUAAAGCUCCUUCAAAAUAUAUAGGCAACUACGCAAUUUUGGAUCAUCUUGGAAGUGGAGCUUUUGGCUGUGUUUACAAGGUUAGGAAGCGUAGUGGUCAAAAUCUCUUAGCAAUGAAAGAAGUCAAUUUACAUAACCCAGCCUUUGGAAAGGAUAAAAAAGAUCGAGACAGCAGUGUGAAGAAUAUUGUUUCUGAAUUAACCAUAAUUAAAGAGCAGCUUUAUCAUCCCAAUGUUGUACGCUACUACAAAACAUUUCUGGAAAAUGAUAGGUUGUAUAUAGUUAUGGAGCUUAUAGAAGGAGCCCCUCUUGGAGAGCAUUUCAGUUCUUUGAAGGAAAAACAACUUCAUUUUACUGAAGAAAGACUAUGGAAAAUAUUUAUUCAGCUGUGCUUAGCUCUUCGGUACUUGCACAAGGAGAAGAGAAUCGUCCAUAGAGAUGUGACGCCAAACAACAUCAUGUUGGGGGAUAAGGACAAAGUAACAGUGACUGACUUUGGCCUGGCAAAGCAAAAACAAGAGAACAGUAAACUCACAUCUGUUGUUGGAACAAUCCUGUAUUCCUGCCCUGAGGUACUGAAGAGUGAGCCGUACGGGGAGAAGGCUGACGUCUGGGCCGCAGGCUGCAUCCUGUACCAGAUGGCCACGCUGAACCCCCCCUUCUACAGCUCCAACAUGCUCUCCCUGGCUACAAAAAUAGUGGAGGCGGUAUAUGAGCCAGUGCCAGAAGGCAUCUACUCUGAAAAAGUGACAGAUACCAUCAGCAGGUGCCUCACUCCUGACGCAGAAGCCCGCCCAGACAUUGUGGAAGUCAGCUCCCUGAUAUCGGAUGUCAUGAUGAAGUAUUUAGAUAGCUUGUCUACAUCCCAGCUGGCCUUGGAGAAGAAACUGGAACGGGAACGGAGGCGCACACAGAGGUAUUUUAUGGAAGCCAACCGGAACGCCGUCACAUGUCACCAUGAACUGGCUCCACUGUCUCAUGAGACCUUCGAGAAGGCGAGCCUGAGCAGCAGCAGCAGCGGGGCUGCCAGCCUGAGGAGCGAGCUUUCCGAGAGUGCAGACCUGCCCCCCGAAGGGCUCCAGGCCCCCUGUGGAAGGGAAGAAGACAGGGCCUGUGACGAAAUCCUGUCAGAUGAUACCUUCAAUCUGGAAAACAUGGAGAAAGAUAUAUACUCAGAGCUAGACGAUGACUUGGACAUUUCAGACAACUCCAGCAGCUCCAGUUCCAGCCCUUUGAAAGAAUCUACAUUCAGCAUUUUAAAGAGAAGUUUUAGUGCUUCAGGAGGAGAAAGACAAUCCCAAAUGAGGGACUUCACUGGGGGAGUGGUAUCAAGACCAAGACCAGCUUUGCUGCCUCUUGACCUGCUUCUGAAAGUGCCACCCCUCAUGCUCAGGGCCCACAUUAAGGAAGUAGAGGCCGAGCUAGUGACGGGGUGGCAGUCCCACAGCCUCCCCACUGUGAUCCUCCGCAAUCUCAAAGAUCAUGGGCCACAGAUGAGCACAUUCUUGUGGCAAGCGUCUGCAGGGAUCGCUGUAUCCCAGAGGAAAGUCCGUCAGAUCAGUGAUCCCAUUCAGCAGAUCUUAAUUCAGCUGCACAAAAUCAUCUACAUCACGCAGCUUCCUCCAGCGUUGCACCACAAUUUGAAAAGAAGGGUUAUAGAGAGAUUCAAGAAAUCCCUCUUCAGCCAGCAGAGUAACCCUUGUAAUUUGAAAUCUGAAAUUAAAAAGUUAUCUCAGGGAUCUCCAGAACCCAUCGAGCCCAGCUUUUUCAUGGCGGAUUAUCACUUAUUACAUCACUCAGCAGGUGGAAACAGUCUGUCCCCAAAUGAACCGGCAGGCCUCCCCACCAGCUGUGACUUGGAGGAGGGAAUAACGUAUGAGCAGAUGCAGACUGUGAUUGAAGAAGUCCUAGAGGAAAGUGGUUAUUACAAUUUUACUUCUAACAGGUAUCACUCCUAUCCAUGGGGGACCAAGAACCACCCAACCAAAAGAUGAAAAUGCUGCACUUUGAAUGAACUUGGUUCUCCCAGUGAAGUUCAAGUUCGGGACUUCCGCCACCACUGCAAGAUGCCUGAGGACUGGGUGCUGUUAAAAGAGUGUGGAGGAGAAAAGACCACGAUCCCAUGGUGCCGGCAGGACCUCUUUCUGGAGGUCUGGUGCUAGGCUCUGUGAGGGCUGCAGUGCUUGGAGGCUCAAUUCCUGGGAUGCAUUACACACGGGGUGACAGGGCUCCCAGUGUGCUUCUGGGAGAAGAUGCUGCACAUUCACCUGCGGGAAGAAAACCCACUCCUCACAGAACUUUCCUCCAAGUUAGAAAAAAUGAACACCUUGUCAUAUUUUUUCAAAGAAAUAUUUUAUACUUAGAAUUGCUAAGUUCAGAGACAUCUAGCCUUCCAUGUAUACAAAAUAGUUUUAGUUAAAGAAAAUUAUAGGACUCAAAAUAAUAACAUAUGGGGUGAUCCACUGUAUCUCCCAUUUUUUAAUCUUAAAAGAUAUUUAAAAUGUGAUUGAUUUUUUUUGUUUGUUUUAAUGAAAGGAUUGGUUCUCUCUUAACCACUUGGAUGCUAGUGGUCUUGAACCCGGAUACAGUGUAGACAGUAUUGUAACCUUGCACAGCCUCUGGGAAUAACUAUCAAAUAGUCAUAUUUAGGUUAGAGUAAUAGAAUAUAUGGAUGUACAGUGUGUAUAUGUACAUAUGAGUGGGGGCAGAGGGGAUUUGGAUUAGGCUAAUGCUUUGCUGCUAAUCAAACUUAUAGUGUUUUUAGAGCACUUUGAAGAGUUCAUAGAAUCUAUGAGAGAGAUGCAAUAUUUCUUGUUCUAAGUCCCCCCUUACUAAAAUUACAUUGUUAUAAAAUUUUUAUUGUUGAAAAUUUGAAAUGAAUAUAAGUUAUAUAAUAAAA